AUGCUCCGGGUGUGCAGCAACGUGGAGGACGCGCUUGCGCUGAGCAAGCGGUGGCAGGUUCCGUUGCUGGUGUUUGUGCACAGCGCGCUUCCAGAGACUGCCAGGGCGGACGCCGACGCCGACGCCGUCGACUUGGCGGAACUGUAUACAACGUCUUCCCACGGAAGGAAGACCAUCAAACCGACGUUUCGGUUGGGGAGAGCGCCGCUGGCCGGCAAUGGGGCGGCGCAGCGAAACGCGUUGGAGGCCGUAUUGCAAGAAUCCCGCCUCGGUUCAGUGACGGUUGUGCACUUUGUGGGGGCAGGCUCAGCGGCGCACAACCUCUUCGUGGCCGCGGUGCCGGAGGCCAGCGCCAGCGUUCCGCGCCUGCACGUGUUUCCGCCCUCGCUGCGGGAGCGGCCAAGAAGUGUGUUGAGCGGCCACACCCUCACCCCUGGGCGCAUCUGCGAGGCUCUGCGCGUUGAGCUGCAGACGCCGCCUCCGGCGAAACUUGCCGGGGCGAAGGAAGAAUUUAUGCGGCACGUCGAAGAGGUGAGUGCCGCCACGGCGGCGAUGGGCGCUGGAACCGGCGCCGCUGCCACACACGCAGCAACGGCGUCGCCGGGUGCGGGCUGCGGUGGCCCGGCGGGUCUGCACUUCGUCGCGCUCAACGGGCUCGAGCGGCGGGAGGUGGUCGCCACCGCGCCCGGCAUGACGCUGCGCACCGUGUGGGUGAAGGUCCAGCAGGCGCUCGAGCGGGAGCGGGAGCGGCAGGCGGCGGACGAGGCAGCGGCGCCGCGUGGGAGCACAACUUCUUUCGUCCUGCGCGUCGACCCGCCCGCCACCGCCGCCGCAGGCGGAGGAGGAGGGGCUGCCGACCAGGCGACGGCGACGGCGACGGCGGCGGUGGUGGUGGACUCCGUGGAGGCGGCCGCCAAACUUGACAUUCACGCGCUGCCGCAUAACACAACCGUGACGGUGCUGCGGGAGGGUGCGAGUGCGGAGAGCAGCACGCAGCCCGCCGGGAAAGCAGGCGGCCAUGAAUCGCCCAGCGGGCACGACGAGGAGCGAAAGGGGCGGUCCUGCGACGGAGGCGUUUGCCGGCUCCGUGGCACCCCUCCCAGCGGCGAGCCGACCCCCGCGCAGCCGCUGACGCCGAUGCCGGCGCCCCCCACUGUCCCCGCCGUGGUGGCGGCGGCCGAGGAGGAGGCGACGCCGCCGCCGCCGCCGGUCGCCGCCGCCGCAGGAGGAGGAGGGGCCGCCCGCAUCCACGUGCGCUGCUCCCUGCCGAGUGGGGGCACCCACACGGUGGACGGCCUGGACCCCGCCACCGCCAGCCUGUCCGCGCACCUGCGCGGCCCCAUUGCGGAGUUGCUUGGCCACAGCGCCUUUGCCUUUGCCCGCGUGUACCCGCCCCACCGCUUCUCCUCCGAGGAGGAGGCGCAGCCGCUUGAGGCCCUUGGGAUGCGCACCUCGUCCGCACUGCGGGUGGUGCCCACCGGUGGCCCACCCACCGCCUCGCCGGCGCGGAACCUCGCAGACGCCAGCAAAAGUGGGUUAUUUGGCCUCGUCUCCUCGCUGCUGCGGCGCGGCAGUGGCCCAACGCCCGCCCCCGCCGCAGCCGCGCCGGGUGGCAGUGUGCGUGACGCCGCAAGGGCCCGAUUCGGGACGAUGGCCGAGUUACGUGCGAAGGAGGAAGAGGAGGAAAAGCGGGCUGCGGCCGAGGCCGAGGCCAACGCGGCGGCGCGUCGCCCAAACGAGCCCCGUCGGAGGAAAGCGAACCGGUACUACGGUGGGAGCUCCACCGAGUACACGGGGUGGGACGGCAGCGGGGAGGAGGAAGCGGAGGAAGAGAAGUAG
This is a messenger RNA of Trypanosoma conorhini, 1839 nucleotides long. RefSeq lists its product as uncharacterized. Bases 1 to 1839 code for a protein of 612 amino acids. The record is from RefSeq and is a predicted model, not a curated record. NCBI's taxonomy places the organism in Eukaryota, Euglenozoa, Kinetoplastea, Trypanosomatida, Trypanosomatidae. The transcript has a single exon.